This is a messenger RNA of Arctia plantaginis, 882 nucleotides long. NCBI's taxonomy places the organism in Eukaryota, Metazoa, Arthropoda, Insecta, Lepidoptera, Erebidae. The record is from the annotation of a GenBank genome assembly.
AUGAGUCGAUCUGUGUUACUGUUCAUCGUGAUAUUAACAAAAAUAACUGAGAAUACUUUAAAUAGUUAUGAAUUAGUCCAACCCGUGGAAUAUUAUCCAUUUUUUGUUGCUAUACUGUACUACUUUAGUGAAAAACAUCUAUUACGACAAUGCACUGGUUCUGUAAUAAAAUCACACAUCGUGUUAACCUCUUCGCACUGUUUACAAGUGAAUGUAGGCUUUAUAGAAUACGACUUAAGCACUAAGCCUAAAGAGUUAUCUAGUACAAGUGAGAGGAAACUGAAGAAGGUUAUAAAGAUGAUACGCCCAAAGAGAAGAGGAAAUAAACCAAAAUUUGUGGAUGAAAUUGCAACCGUAGGAUUGUUAGUUAUUACUCCUUUUCUUCUAGAAGAUGACAUGGAGAUUUAUGGAUCUGUAUCUUUAACAGAAAAUUCACAUAUAGGUCAAACUCUCAUUUUCGCUGGGCUUAGACCUCUGGAAUUACCUAAAGGUUUUAAAGGAACACAUGUGCCAGAUCCAGAUGUAUUUACAGGAAUGGGUACGGUUGUUAAAUGUCCGGCUAUGAAUUCUAUAUACGGUUGCAUUAGAGAAAAUGGGUAUGAGAUGCCUGCAAGAUCAGGUGGUCCGGUGAUGAAUGGUGAUGAAAUUGUGGGAGUAAUUAACCAACAUUUUAAAUUUGGAUCCAUGGAAUUAACCGACACGUUUACAUUUAUACGUGUAGCUAAAUAUAAGUCGUUUAUUGAUGAAGAAUCAAAAGCAGCUCAACCGAAUAAUAAAUCUUUUAGUUCAGAACGCAAAUCAGAGUCUCCUAAGAACAUAAGGCGAAAAAAGAAUGAACUUACUAGAAUAUCACUUCGUUUGAACAUAAAUACAUCAUUUUGA